Molecule: messenger RNA, 3073 nt
Organism: Echinops telfairi (small Madagascar hedgehog)
Lineage: Eukaryota; Metazoa; Chordata; Mammalia; Afrosoricida; Tenrecidae
Gene: PACC1
Product: proton activated chloride channel 1
Exons: 8
Coding region: 76-1122 (348 amino acids)
Cellular component (GO): cell surface
Source: RefSeq, a predicted model, not a curated record
CGGCGGACGUUCCCUCCGCUCCUCCUCCCCGGUGGCCGGAGCAGGCUCAGUUGUGCCGUAGCCCUGGCCAGUGCUAUGAUCCGGCCGGAGCUCUCCACGUCCUACCAGGAGCUGAAUGAGGAGUUGGACCAGGUGGUUGAGAACUCUGAGCAAGCAGACGAGCGGGACAAGAAGCCGGUCAGAAUCGAGGGUGUCGUGCCAGCCCUGGACAGCGAGUCCGCCUCUAGCAGCAUCCGCUUCAGCAAGGCCUGCCUGAAGAACGUCUUCUCCGUCCUCCUCAUCUUCAUCUACCUGCUGCUCAUGGCUGUGGCCGUCUUCCUGGUCUACCAGACCAUCACGGACUUCCGUGAGAAACUCAAGCACCCCGUCAUGUCCGUGUCUUACAAGGAGGUGGACCGCUAUGAUGCCCCAGGUAUUGCUCUGUACCCCGGCCAGGCUCAGUUGCUCAGCUGUAAGCACCACUAUGAGGUCAUUCCUCCUCUGAGGAGCCCCGGCCAGCCGGGAGACAUGAACUGUACCACCCAGAGGAUCAACUACACAGACCCUUUCUCCAAUCAGACAGUGAAGUCCGCCCUGGUUGUCCGGGGCCCCCGGGAAGUGAAGAAGCGGGAGCUGGUCUUCCUGCAGUUCCGCCUGAACGAGAGCAGCGAGGACUUCAGUGCCAUCGACUACCUGCUCUUCUCCUCUUACCACGAGUUCCUGCAGAGCCCAGACAAGGUGGGCUUCAUGCAGUCCUGUGAGAGUGCCUAUUCCAGCUGGAAGUUCUCUGGGGGCUUCCGCACCUGGGUCAAGAUGUCACUGGUGGAGACCAAGGAGGAGGAUGGGCGGGAAGCAGUGGAGUUCCGGCAGGAGACGAGUGUGGUGAACUAUAUUGACCAGAGGCCAGCUGCUGAAAGAAGCGCUCAGUUGUUUUUUGUGGUCUUUGAAUGGAAGGAUCCUUUCAUCCAGAAAGUCCAAGAUAUCAUCACUGCCAAUCCUUGGAACACAAUUGCUCUUCUCUGUGGGGCCUUUUUGGCAUUAUUCAAAGCAGCAGAAUUUGCCAAACUGAGUGUGAAAUGGAUGAUCAAAAUUCGGAGGAGAUACCACAAAAGAAGGGGCCAGACAACAAACCACAUAAGCUGAGUCCACCGGUGUUGCUCACAGAACUGUCUGAGGGAGUGCAAAUUCUUGGGACUUCUGCACUGCUGAAUUGAGCCACCGGCACUCACCCCUGCUGCCACCGGAAGCAGUGGGGCCUUGCUGUGAGCUACCAACCACCUGCCACACUGGCACUUCCAACCUGGCCCUGAGGCUGUGCAGAGAUUACUGGAACAUAGCAAAUGAGUAACUUCUGUUAUUUAAGUAAAUUAUUAAUGGACAUUUCUAAAAAGUGAUGUAUGGAUAGGUUUUGUGGAAGGUGGACUAGCUCUUCAUAUUUUCCCAGUCACUCAGCUGUAGGAAACACUUCACUUCCUGUUUGCUCUGGUGCACAGCAGAGCCUGCUGUGGGUUAACUAAGGUCUUCUGUUCUAUCUCGGGUGACCCCCUGAGGUUUUUUAAGGGGCCGGGACAGAGUGCUAUUCUUUUGUCCAAAAAGUUUGGACUAUCCAGACGUGUGGGCCAUGCUUUGUAAUGCGUAUGUUGUAAAUGAAGCAAGGCAAAACCCUCAUGUCUUCGGUGUCACCUGCCAUCUGCAUCCCCCAGCCUCUGGCUUUUCUUCUCAUGGGCUAAGUCAGACUUUAAAGAAAAAAAUCUACUCGAAACUAGUAAUUUGUGGCUUACCCAAUUCUUUGCCUGGUUAGAGCUUUUCUUAUGGACAGAGGGAUGAAACAGAGUGACCAACACCGAAAAGCACUUAGGACAGAUGUACUGUAGGUGCCUCACUCGAACAUCUUGAUGAUUUUGUGAAGAGGUAGAAAGAAGCCAGACUGGUGCAAAAAGAAUCGGGCACUGACUCAGUAGGCACUGGUGCUCAUUCACUUUGUGGCCUCCAGUAACAGCAGGUAGCCUGAGCCUAGACUCCCAAGAUACAUGAAGGUUCGAUUGUAACUGCAUAUAGAAUGGGUUGGGUCUGGUAAUGGGUGGGGGUGAUCAAGAGGAAUCCAUUGGGCCCUAGGGGUGAGCUGUGCUGUGACCCUCACCAUAUCCUACACAACCCAUCUGAGAAACGGGGGUGUUUGACAGGAUGAGUGGUUAAAAAAAACCUUUUUUCCCCCCUCACAUGGUAGCUGCUGGCUGACGUAAGGUUGUAAAACUUGUUGAGUUUUAAUUUAUCUGUCCUUUGCAUCCAAGGGGACCUGGUAUCACCUCUUGAAUUCCCUAAUCUGCUCUACAUGCUUGCAAGAAAUAAACUUCAAAAGUGAGUAAGGUUUUUUUUUAAAUCUCAUGUCUAACCUAGCAAGAAAUUGUGUGCACAUGUGUUAACAAAAGCAAACUAUAGAGAAAUAUUCCCUGCUGUUUUUCUGCUCCACAGAAGCAUGAAACCAAACUUUAGCCAAAGGCUCUUCUUUAGAAAAGCUAGCUCCCUGCAGGGCAGAUGUAGAGCCAGGGCGUAACCUUUACCUUAUUGAGAUUUAAGAACUUAGAUUAACAGUAUUGAACAAACGUGUGUGUGUUUUGGGGGUGGGUGUCCCCCCAGUACAGGUGGUCCCGUCUUAAGAUGUAGUUAGUUACAAUGAAGCCCCCCCUUGCUGGCAUGUUUUAUUUUGAAGCAGACGCAGCUUACUGUCAGCAGUGUGCGCCCGCACUGUAGUGCGUAAUGGGCCAAUCAUCCCUCCCACGUCUAUUUGCAGGUGUUCAACUCUACGGUUCACUGUCCACAACGGCUGUAGAGCAGGCUAUGGAAAUGUUUUAAAAAUGAGAGUUAGCUUCACUUCAACUGUAGAUAUAAUUCAGGGACUACUUGUAUCUCUAAAGAUGACAAACCACUUUAAUGUCACUUACAUGUUCUAAUAAAUAUGCUCCAAUAAACAUGCUAAACUUUUUGAAUUCUGGCAAGUUGAGUGUCCUUAUAAAUGUGCUUUAGGAUAACUAGAUUUCAAUGUAAAUGGACAUUCUUAGCUAUUCAAAUGGGAAAAUAACAUUACAACCAUUAA